Molecule: messenger RNA, 1677 nt
Organism: Tremella mesenterica DSM 1558
Lineage: Eukaryota; Fungi; Basidiomycota; Tremellomycetes; Tremellales; Tremellaceae
Exons: 3
Coding region: 1-1677 (558 amino acids)
Biological process (GO): heme biosynthetic process
Cellular component (GO): mitochondrial inner membrane
Molecular function (GO): protoporphyrinogen oxidase activity, oxygen as acceptor
Source: RefSeq, a predicted model, not a curated record
AUGACACCCCCACGCCGUAUCGUUAUCCUAGGCGGGGGAAUAGCCGGUCUCACAGCUGCCUAUCGUCUCUCUUCUCUUCUCCCCUCGUCCAAGAUCACCCUGCUCGAAACGACCGAUCGACUGGGAGGAUGGGUUCGUUCUGUCCCCUAUCGUGUCACGUCUCUCGAUGAGCUGGGGGGAGCAUCGACCAAGGAUGUGGUCUUGGAUUCUGGACCUAGGACUUUGAGACCUAGGGGUAGUAAAGGGGCGAUGAGCACUUUGCGUCUGGCGAAUCUCGGAUUGGAAUCAUCUCUCAUACCUAUACCCAAAUCCCACCCAUCGGCUAAAUCCCGAUUCAUACUCGAUCCCAACACUUAUACACUCACCAAACUCCCUAGCGGUAUAUCAGACUUUUUUAAACUUCAACCUCCUCUUUUAAGGGGUUUACUCAAAUCUCUAUUGCUAGAACCAUUCGCCAGUCUUCGACGUAUUCCCAAUAUCAACUCUAAACCCCACUAUGAGCAUUCUGUCAUGUCAAAACAAACGGAGCGGGGAAAAGACGAAACGGUCGAUUCAUUCAUCUCUCGACGAUUUGGAAAACCCAUGACUUUACUUGUCAGUUCUAUGAUCCAUGGGAUUUACGCUACCUCAUCUUCUGUUCUUUCUGUCAGAUCAUCACCUUUCGCUUAUGCUUGGAAGACGGAGAGGAAAUACGGUUCGAUAAUCCCUUAUAUCUUUUUACCUCGACAUGAUCCAUCUGUCCCCACGCUGGACAUGAAAGAAGAUGAUUAUAUGAAUGAUAUGAAGAAACAAAGUUCCGAUUGGAGUCUUUAUGGAUUAAAAGGUGGUUUGGAAAGUUUAACUUCAAAAUUGAGUUCUCAACUUGUUCAAAGUAAGAAUGUCGACAUUCAUCUUUCAUCCAAAGUUACAUCAAUAGAAAUAUCUUCUCUUGACCCGAUGUACACCUCACAAAAUACUUUCGAAGCAGAUUGUAUAAUCUCAACUCUACCUCCUUCCACUCUCUCACAUCUUUUACCACUUUCUCAACUAGGUGUGAAUCCCUCUACAACAGUAGGAGUUAUCAACCUUCUUUAUCCUCUAGAUCCAAAACAUGUUCAUCCAGAAGGUUUCGGAUAUUUGAUACCUAAAUCCACCCGAAGACAAAACCCAGAAGGGGUAUUAGGUGUCAUCUUUGAUUCUACAGCUUUACCAGGAGUGGAUUCUUCUGAAGGAUUUACAAAAUUGACAGUGAUGAUAGGUGGACCAUAUUGGUCAAAUUUAGAUCCAUCUUACAACCCCUCUUUAAUUUCACAAACCCCAAAUUCUGGACGAUCGAAUGGGAGAAUAGAGGAUCAAAAGAAUAUUUUCAAGAUACCGAAAGAAGAAGAAUUAUCAGGAUUAGCAUUGAAACAUUUACACAGAGUGUUUCCUAAUUUAGAAAGAACGAAACCUUUGUUAAACAUUUCUCAUUUACAUAAAGAUUGUAUACCGACUUAUCUUCCUGGACAUGGGGAUAGAUUGAGGAAGACGCAUGAAGAGAUUUUGAGUAAAAAAUGGGGAGGAAGGUUGAUAUUGGCUGGAAAUGGGUAUGGUGGAGUGGGGGUUAAUGAUAGUGUUUGGAGUGCUGAAUGUGCUGUUAAAGGGGUAAUGGAGGGGAGACAGAUUACGGGAUUGGAAGAUUGGGCAAAGUGGGAAUGA